This is a messenger RNA of Drosophila albomicans, 1431 nucleotides long. It is a transcript of the gene Cyp316a1, whose product is annotated as probable cytochrome P450 316a1. Gene Ontology annotation, molecular function: iron ion binding; heme binding; oxidoreductase activity, acting on paired donors, with incorporation or reduction of molecular oxygen. The transcript is spliced from 4 exons. The record is from RefSeq and is a predicted model, not a curated record. Bases 1 to 1431 code for a protein of 476 amino acids. Lineage: Eukaryota; Metazoa; Arthropoda; Insecta; Diptera; Drosophilidae.
AUGAUCUUGGCUAGUAUAUUUGUUUGCUUUUGCCUGGCUUCGGCCUUUAAUUAUUAUCGCACGCGACGGCAACGCAAAUUUGUGGCGAAUCUCAAAGGACCUUUCACCUGGCCACUUGUUGGUUCCAUGCACAAGAUUGUGCUGCUCACACAAAAGAACUUCUUUCAGCACAGCUCCAAAUAUCUUGCCAAAUAUGGAAUUCUGUCACGUUGUUGGAUCUUUCAUCGACUUUUCAUACCAGUUGCUGAUCUUGAAUUGGCGAAACAACUACUGCAAAGUGAAUCCCAUCAGCAGACUGGCCACGAAUUGAUGAAAGAUUGGCUGGGCAACAGUUUACUCUGCUGUCCGCCAGAGCAAUGGGCUCAAAGGCAUCAAAGAUUGGCCACAUUCUUUCAAACGGAUAACAAGUUGCAGCUUCUGAAGUUACUUCAGGAAAAAGCUGAACAACCUUUCGCAGAUUUGUCAGUAUUUGCAGAAUCCCGAGAAGUGUUCGAUGCCUGGCAAAUUAUGUCACCCAAAGUGCUGGACCUCAUCUUGGCUGUGAAUUGUGGCUUUCGUCCAAGCGAUCAAUAUAAACAGACAUUUGCAGACUUGACUGAGCUUUAUCGCCAACGCUUUCUGGGCCUCAAGUCAGCCAAUCGCUUUACUUUCUGGCUUGGCUCUCCAUUUGUGCGCCGACGACAACUGCGCUUGAUCAAGCGCAUUAAUAAUGAGAACAAGCUGGUUUUGAAUCAAUGUCGCCAACAGCAGCAAGUUAAGAAUGACAGCAUUGCAAUAAAAGUUGAUCACAUUGAGGCGCCUAUAAAACUCGAUCAUCAAGCUCUGAUCGAUGUGUUGGCUGCAAGUGAAAAUCUAAACAAUGAACAGCUGCUCGCUGAGUUAAAUACUUGCAACUACUUGGGUUAUUUGCUGUGCAGCACAACUCUUUGCUUUGCUCUGGUGCAGAUUGCUCGGUAUCCAUCAGUGCAGCAAAGAUGUUACGAAGAAUUAAGGAAGGAAAAAGAAAUCAAUCUCCAUGAAUUGCCUUAUCUAGAAGCUGUGCUAAAAGAGACGCUUCGCCUGCAGCCACCGCAAUUAAUUGUGCAACGACAGCUCAGUCAAGACUUUGCAUACACUCAUUCUAAAGUUGGCGACGCUGCUUUGCCAAUUGGAGCCGAAGUCUACAUCAAUCUCUAUGAGCUUCAACGCUCUGAGUUGACUCAACACUUUGAUCCAGAACGCUUUUUAGACCCAGCUGCAGAGCUGCUCAGCUUUGGUUUAGGACCACGACAAUGUCCUGCUCAGCAGUUUAGUUUGCUGCUGUUGAAGUCUUUGCUAGCUCCGCUUUUGCUGCAGUUUGAGCUGCUGCCCUUUGGCGAUGCACUGCGUCCAAAUCUACGCUUAGCUCCAGGCUCACGCAAUGGCUUUCAAUUGUCCGUAAAAUUAAGAUAA